AUGUCUGCAAUGGCGUUUGUCUGCUUUGUGUUGGCUUUAGCCAAUUCACAAACAUGUGAAGGACUCGACAACGGUUUUUACUGUAUCGAUGACACAUCUUAUCUCUGGUGCUACGGACACACACAAGGACAGAUCACAAAGUGCUCUUCUGGGUUGGUGUGCAAGUGUGGGAAGACAGCUUACACCCCAUGUGUAUGGAGUUGGACAGAUCUGCCAGACUGCUCACUAAAACCUGGCGAUUAUUUCGAUAAGUCGUCUGAGGAACCACUCCCAGAGUCUUCAGAACCACCAGAACCAGAAGAUUCAUCAGAAGUGAAACCAGAGCCACCAGCAGAGUCUUCGUCGGAGGAAAAGCCAAAACCCGAAGAGUCUUCUGAACAACCCAAACCAGAGGAGUCUUCUGAAGAGAAGCCAAAACCAGAGGAAAGCUCAGAGGAGGAAAGUGGGCCAAAGAAGGUUGUCUCGUAUUACACCAACUGGGCACAGUACAGACAAAACUCGAUUGAUGGGUGGGCCUGUAAGUACACACCAGACAAUAUUGAUCCCACACUUGUUGACGUGAUCAACUACGCAUUUGUUGUUUUUGACUCAUCUUACACCGUGAAGGAAUACGAAUGGAAUGAUGACCAAAUGAUUCCAAAGAUUGUUGCGAUGAAAUCUAAAAACCCAAAUCUGCAAGUUUUGGCUUCAAUCGGAGGGUGGAAUUUCAACUUCUACGACUCGACAAAACACUUGUUCAGUGAGAUGGCAGAGAAGCAGACUUCACGAGCGGCUUUUAUAAAGAGUGCAAUGAGCUUUGCGCGUAAGUACAAUCUCGACGGAAUUGACAUAGACUGGGAAUACCCUGCAAACAAAGACCAAGGUGGAAGACCUGUUGAUGUGCAGUCAUUUACUUUGCUACUCAAGGAGUUUAGGGAGGCGAUUGAUGCAGAGAAAUUGAGUGGGGGUAGAAGCAGAUUGCUGUUGACAAUUGCAGCACCGGCUGGUCCAAAGAAUAUCGAAAAUUUGGAAAUAUCGAAAUUCCACAAAUACCUCGACUGGAUCAAUUUGAUGACGUACGAUCUGCAUGGUUCUUGGGACGAUGUCACUGGUUCACAUACUGCACUUUACGCAGAUGACGCUUUGAGCGUUGAUGAUGCUGUUAAAGCAUAUUUGUCUCAGGGAGUUCCACCAGCGAAGAUGUUUGUUGGAAUGGCGCACUAUGGAAGAGGGUGGACUUUGAAAUCAGCCAACAAACACGAUAUGGGCUCACCAGCGUCAGGAGCGAGCACAUCUGGAAAAUGCACAGGCGAGAAUGGCUACUUAUCAAAAUACGAAAUCGACUCACUUAUUCCAGCUGCAAAUAUCCAGUACGAUGCCAAAUCAAUGACUAUGUUUGGGUACAGUGGAGAUCAGUGGUUCUCAUUCGAUGAUAAAGACACUUUUGAACACAAAGUACAGUACGUGUGUGAUCACAAGCUUGGAGGUGCUAUGAUUUGGAGUUUGGACUUGGACAAGAAUUAUGUAAAUACGAAAUUCAUCAAAAAAGAGCUUGAUCAGUGCUAA
Messenger RNA from Entamoeba invadens IP1, 1545 nucleotides. RefSeq names its product chitotriosidase-1 precursor, putative. Lineage: Eukaryota; Evosea; Mastigamoebida; Endamoebidae. The record is from RefSeq and is a predicted model, not a curated record. Gene Ontology annotation, cellular component: extracellular region. Gene Ontology annotation, molecular function: chitinase activity; chitin binding. The coding region runs from base 1 to 1545 and encodes 514 amino acids. Gene Ontology annotation, biological process: carbohydrate metabolic process; chitin catabolic process. The transcript has a single exon.